Molecule: messenger RNA, 591 nt
Organism: Oikopleura dioica
Lineage: Eukaryota; Metazoa; Chordata; Appendicularia; Copelata; Oikopleuridae
Source: the annotation of a GenBank genome assembly
AUGGGAAACACGCAGUCUUCCAACGAUCCCUACCAAACGCUGAGCGGCAACGAGCUCGUCGAGUUCACCCGGCUCACUCCCUUCUCCCGCUACGAGAUCGAGUCCUUCUACGACGAUUUCCAAAAGCUCGAUCAUUCGCCCAACCCGCGACGGAACUUCAGAGCACGCGCUGAAGACGUCGCUCGGCUUCCCAUACUCAAGUGCAACCCCUUCAAAGACAGAAUAAUUCAAAUUUUCGCCGACCAGAACUCCUUCCUCACUUUUGAAGACUUUCUCGACAUGAUGUCGGUCUUUCAUCCGCGCUGCUCGAAGAUGGUCAAGUUGUGCCAUGCUUUCGCUAUCUACGAUUUUGACAACGACGGAUAUCUCGGCAUGGAAGAUCUCAAGCGAGUCGUCAAACGGCUGACCCAUCGAGGCGAUGGCUCGGAAAGCAUCAUCUCACAGGAUGACAUCGUCACAACUGCCGAGCGAUUGAUGAAAGAGCUCGAUCUUGAUCACUCCGGGAGAAUCUCCAUCGAAGAGUUCGAAUACUUCACCUCCAAAAGUCCUGAUUUUGCCUUGCUUUUUUCUACCCGCCAAAAAACCUGCUAA